Rotaria sp. Silwood1 is the source of this 213-nucleotide messenger RNA. The record is from the annotation of a GenBank genome assembly. Lineage: Eukaryota; Metazoa; Rotifera; Eurotatoria; Philodinida; Philodinidae.
AUGCGUCCAGCUUAUGCAGGUCCAGGUUCCGCAGGAUCACGUUGGAAGCCUACUCAAGAUCCAGGAAAAUUGGCGGGUACUUCAAAUUCAGGUGGUAACCGAACCAGUGGAACUGAUGCAAACUCAGCAUCGAAAGGUGGAAAUGUACAACAUGUAGAUAGCAAGAAUUGUGACGAUAUUGUUGAUAAUCCCAUUAUCAAUUAUUCAUGUUAA